CCCAGCAUUUACACGCACGCAUCGAAACGACCGUGUUGGACGACGACUGGAAGAAAAUACCCAGCAAUGAGCAAGUGAGCAACGGACGAUGCACACUAUGCACCUUCACGACUUCACUUUCACCACCAUGAAUAUCCCCACGAUCAAGGAGACACCAAAGCGAUCACUCUUGGCAGCAAUUUUCUAAUGGCGCCGCAGACUCGCCAUUGCUUGUAACGUUCGUGUCUUCAGAGAGAAUUGCCCGGUUUCUUCUUCAUACAUAACUUAUUCUGAAGGGCUGCAGCCUGCAGUACUCCAUACUGCAACCGUGUUCCUGGUCCAAGGAACAGCCAGUCUGAAAUGGAGAGUGCCGGGAGGGGACAGACACCGGAGGGCGCUGCGCAGCACGGCUUCAGAACGGCGGCAAGCAGAUUUGCGGGCAACACAGGCGAGGCGGCAGAGACCCCGCCUGUCGCUGUGGAGGACAAGAUUUUCGUUGCCGUCCCGGAAGAGUUCAAGCAUGGGAAGAGCACCUUGCAGUGGGCACUGCAGAACUUGGCCAAGGACUCCUCCAGGUCCAGGAUCGUAAUUGCCCAUGUCCACAUUCCUGCAGAAAUGAUCACCAUGGGGCUGGGGGCAAAAGUUCAUUACAGCACAAUGAGACCACAAGAACUCCAUGCAUAUAGGGAGCAUGAAAGAGAAAAGAUGGAGAAGAAACUAAACGAAUAUGUUCAUAUAUGCAGACGAUUAAAGGUUAACUGCAACAAAGAAGCUAUUCAAAAUGAUGACAUAGCUAAAGGGAUCAUCGAGCUUAUUUCUUUACAUGGGAUCACAAAGCUUGUCAUGGGAGCCGCCUCAGAUAAGAACUACUCAAAAUUAUGA
Messenger RNA from Panicum virgatum (switchgrass), 861 nucleotides. Its product is annotated as U-box domain-containing protein 33-like. Bases 340 to 861 code for a protein of 173 amino acids. The record is from RefSeq and is a predicted model, not a curated record. The transcript is spliced from 4 exons. NCBI's taxonomy places the organism in Eukaryota, Viridiplantae, Streptophyta, Magnoliopsida, Poales, Poaceae.